This is a messenger RNA of Cooperia oncophora, 552 nucleotides long. The record is from the annotation of a GenBank genome assembly. NCBI's taxonomy places the organism in Eukaryota, Metazoa, Nematoda, Chromadorea, Rhabditida, Trichostrongylidae.
GAUUUUCUCUCUACCGGGCAAACUACUGGUAGUGGACCUGCGCCGCAUCCAUCAGGAAUUUACACGAGCUCUACCAGUGAAUCUGCCCUGCCGACGCAAACUAGGGGAAAUACGGCAAGUUCUCACGUGGUAAAACCGCUUGUAAGCGUUGGGUCAGCGCCACAGUCAUCAAGUACUUACGCAGGUUCUACUGAGGCAGUGACAGUGCCGACAUCAGGCGAAGAAGGUUCCACUUCAACCAAGAUGACUGCCACUGUUGGAUCUGUGCAACACCCAUCAAGCAGGUAUACAAGCUCAGCCAAGGAGUUCGUCUCAUCAACACAAGGGAUACAAACUGGAUCAACUUUCCGCGUAACCACUGCAGCCACGCCUGGUGCAAGCUCAGAUAGCGAAAUGACAGUGCUACUACGAAAUGACAGUGCCAGCGACAGUGUUGAACACGCUACAACGGGUGUUCCUGCAGUUGACCCUGCUACAAUUACCGUAUCCGCUUUACGACCUGCGCGAUUACACGAGCUCGACGAAUGUUCUUGUAUUUCUUUCUUUGGUUAA